AAUAUUCGCUGUGACGUCCAACGGUCAACACAUACCACGGACAGGGGCUCCACAACCCUCGUGUAUCAUUUCAAGUCCCGCAGUCCGUAUAUUGCUCCUGAGAGAUAAAGAAUUAUGGACCCCAAAAUAUUCUUCGUGCUCGCUAUUUCGCUGUGUUCUGUAGCCAUUUUCGAUGCCGAAUGCAAGUACCCUCACAAGAAUGACGAGAACGGCGACUACGACGCCUUUGGGCUCUCAUGGCUGAUCGACGUCUUCGGAGGAACCAAUCCGGAGGAUAACAGCUUGCCAUCCCCUGCACAAUGCAGAAACUACUGCGCAGCGCAUGACUUCCAGGACUUCGUGUACGAGUCCGACGUGGCCAACUACACCUGCAUAUGUACGAGUCCACGAAACGAGACACAGGCAACAGAGAUCACGUCGGAGAGCGUUGAAAUCACGGAAGUCACGUCAGAGGCCACAUUUGUAACCGAUGAGUACGAUGUACAAAAUGAUACCGGGGUGCUACAACCACUGUGGUGAUGCAGGGGGGAAUCGGGGAAUAUCAGAAAUGUUUGGAGCACGUGUAAAGGCAAAGCCACCUAGAUAAACAAAGCCUGCCUCUCUUUGCUCCUUCGUCACAAUUGGGAUGUCGUCUGUACUUCUGCUAGUCGCAGCAGACGAUACCAAACACAGGCUUGCUGUGGCUACUAAUGGCUUCCCAUGCGGCUGGCGGCGGCUUGUCUCCAUAGCGACGGCCGACGAAGCACGGUCGUGAUCGGCGUGCUCUUCAUAAUUAUGUCACGUCUUUUAAACGAUCAGGCUUUGUUUACUCUAGGUGGUGGUGGUGGUGGUGUUAGGUUUCCGCUGCCGGUAGGCAAGCAAUGUAAUUUAGUUUCGAUUUCGUUGCAGAGUCUGGUUUUGGUUUCUGUUUCAGUGUUCGCUACUAAACACGGUACUUCCGGUACUGAACAUGUCUUCAGCUAAAGUUCUCUUUUAUUUCCGUGACUUGCAAUUUCUAGUUUCGAUUUGUCUCUAAGUUCCGUACGUCAGUCCUUCAAUGCCUUUUCGUAUGUUUCCCGGUUUCUGUUUCAGCUUUCGGUACCGAAGUUCGUUUAAAUUCGUAUUGCUCUCACGUUACCUUUACUGACCGCUACACCAGCUUCCAUUUCUGUUUCCACCUGCGGUUCCAGGAUCGUUCAAUGAUUUUUUUUUUUCGUUUGUUUCCAAAUUGUAUGUUAUUUUUAUUGUUUAUUAUGUUUAUGUUAUUAUUUUCGGUACCAAAUAAGUUAGGUACUGUAAAGCAGUAUACAAGUAUGAUAUGCCGGUGAUGUGACUAGAGACUUUGUUGCUUCUAAAUACCAUAUGCGGAACCAUACGACCGACAACGCGCUAUAAAUAUUUUUAAUUUGCCAUGAAAAAUGCGGCGUAGUGGAGCGGUGCGACGCCUGGUGUCAAACAACCCCCUGUACAGCGGGCAACACUGAAAAUUGGUAUUACACACUAUUACAUCGGAACUUAGUUAUUUUAGUAUCCAUAUUAUUAGUUUCCCUGUUUAGCUCUGCAUUCUGAAACCCCUGUUAACAGUGUUUUUUUGCGAAGUAACCCAGCGCUGGCCGCUGUUCGAUGGAGGCUCUCCCUACUUCUCUACUGCGCCUGCGCGCUCCUUCUGUUCGCGGCCUCUUUCGAACGAACAAACUCUCUCUGUGAACCUCUGUGAAUAAACAAGUCCCAACGCUCUCUGGCUUCUUGAACGUCUGACACUUUUUUUUUUUUUUUUUUGAACGGCUCAGCGUUUCAUUUCAGUUCGGUUAUCCGUUUAUCGUCAGAUGUGGAUCGUUGUGUGAAUUGCAGGGACGGAUUUUAUGGUGGAUUGUUAUCUCGGGCAUAGUGUUAUACGCAUGCAAUGUGGUUGCCGCCAUAUGUGGCAGGAGUACGGAACCAUUUCGAAUACCUAGUACAGUGUUGCCCGUCAUCUUUAAUUGUAAUUUUAUAAUUAAUUGCAUCGUCGAUUGGAAUGAAACUUGCGCAGUUUUUGUCCUGGUGGCUUGAACUAUCGAAUAGCCACACUCAAUGACAUUUGGUCGGUGCUGCUUUGCAGUACCUUUAAACUUUGCUUUAUUGAUUUCAGCUACGGAGUCCCCCAUUGGUUCGUCACUGCCUUUCUAGGUUUAUACCCUUUUUGGUCCCUAUAACCAGUGAGCGUUCGUAGAUUCCUCACAACACGCACAUGACAAAAAGAUAAACAUUGAAACGAUCAAUAUUGAUAUUCAAGAAAAGUCAAGUCAUGCUAUUUGUGGGAACGUUUUGUCCCUCUAUGUACCGUCAGUUUAUAGUAGUACUAUAGUAGUGUAGUAAUAUUAAUGCAGUAGUCGUUGUAUACGGAUAGUUAUUGUAGACACAAUGUAUCGACGAUACGACGUCAGCAAAUAUUAGUUGAUGUGGUAUAAACUUAAACUCCGUAUGACAUUAUUAGUAUUCGCCAUGCAAAUGAUAAUUGCUGAUUGCCUUCUUGAAAUAGGUUUGUAAAUUUUUAUACGAGCUGUCAAAUAAAUAUUUGAUACAGCCACGGGUA
Ornithodoros turicata is the source of this 2551-nucleotide messenger RNA. RefSeq lists its product as uncharacterized. Lineage: Eukaryota; Metazoa; Arthropoda; Arachnida; Ixodida; Argasidae. The coding region runs from base 115 to 519 and encodes 134 amino acids. The transcript has 5 exons. The record is from RefSeq and is a predicted model, not a curated record.